Messenger RNA from Adineta ricciae, 981 nucleotides. Lineage: Eukaryota; Metazoa; Rotifera; Eurotatoria; Adinetida; Adinetidae. The record is from the annotation of a GenBank genome assembly.
AUGUCCGCUAGUUUCAUGACAGAAUUCAUUCCCGAUGAAGUUCGACACAAUAUUGAUCAGCCAAGUCUUCAACGAAAGUUUGUUGGUAAUUUGUGUGAAAGCUCAGACAGAUAUGUAAUAAAUGUUCUACAGUGGAAUAUAUUAGCCCAAGCACUAUCGUAUUCGGAAGGAAAUUUUAAUCGUGUUAAAAGUGAGAUGGUUCAAUAUGAAACGCGCAGAUGGAGAAUACUUGAACAAAUCCUUAUUCAUCAACCAGAUCUGUGUUCACUGCAAGAAGUGGAUAUAUACAAUUGCUUUCUCAAAGAACAAUUACGAAAAUAUGGUUAUGAGUGUUUCUUCACUGAAAAACCCAAUUCCAGAUGUCUUUCUUUCCAGCAUGAUCAGAAAAACUUCAAAGGACCCGACGGUCUUUUACUUUGUUUUAAAACAAGCACUUUCAAAGAAAUUAGUCGAAAUACUUCAGAUUUACCAAACGAUGGCCGUUAUGGUCGACAGGUAUUUUCAAUUCUCGAACUAGAAUAUCUUCCAUUAUCAUCUCGAGUGGUAUUUAUCGGUACACAUUUCAAAGCUAAAAAGCAAUUUGCCGCAUCUCGUACAAAUCAAGCUGCGACUAUAGUCACUUAUGUCAAUAAUAAAUAUCCGACAAGUACCAAUUUAAUCAUUGCUGGAGAUUUUAAUGGUCAACCAGAUGAGCCUUGUUAUGAUGUCUUGAUCAAAUCUGGUUUGCAGAGUGCAUAUCGAACAUUGAUGAAUAAUCAUGAACCAGCGUUUACAACUUGGAAGUUUAAAUCCCGAGAAGAGAACAAAGAGAAGGAGGAAAGUGCAACGAUAGAUUAUAUUUUUUAUCAGCCGGAAAAUUUGAUACCUAUCGCCUACUUAGCAUUUCCAGAGAAACGAACAAUUGGUCCUAAUGGUCUUCCAUCUGCCACUUAUCCUUCAGAUCAUUUAGCUCUUCAAGUUGUAUUUCGCGUAGAAAAGUAA